Molecule: messenger RNA, 1006 nt
Organism: Rattus rattus (black rat)
Lineage: Eukaryota; Metazoa; Chordata; Mammalia; Rodentia; Muridae
Gene: Snx12
Product: sorting nexin 12
Biological process (GO): endocytic recycling; late endosome to Golgi transport
Cellular component (GO): retromer complex; early endosome membrane
Molecular function (GO): phosphatidylinositol-3-phosphate binding
Source: RefSeq, a predicted model, not a curated record
AUGUCAGACAGGGCAGUGGCUGACACUCGGAGCCUUAACUUGAAGCCCCAGGACCUGACUGACGCUUACGGGCCGCCUAGUAACUUCCUGGAGAUAGACAUCUUUAAUCCACAAGUGGGCGUGGGCCGCGCGCGCUUCACCACCUAUGAGGUUCGCAUGCGGACAAACCUCCCCAUCUUCAAACUGAAAGAAUCCUGUGUACGGCGACGCUAUAGUGACUUUGAGUGGCUGAAAAAUGAGCUGGAGCGAGAUAGUAAGAUCGUAGUACCACCACUGCCUGGGAAAGCUUUGAAGCGGCAGCUCCCUUUCCGAGGAGAUGAAGGGAUCUUUGAGGAAUCUUUCAUUGAAGAAAGGAGGCAAGGCCUCGAACAGUUUAUUAACAAAAUUGCUGGGCACCCGUUGGCUCAGAAUGAACGCUGUCUACACAUGUUCCUGCAGGAGGAGGCAAUUGAUAGGAACUACGUCCCUGGGAAGGUCCUCGGGUUACACUGGCUGCUCUCCAUGAGGUAAACUUGCAGAGUCUAUAAUUAAAUAGACAAAAGCAUGUCAGCGAGUUCACAAGGUCAAUGCUACAGUACAAGAUGGAGUCAAGAUCACAGAAUGACAUCACCACUGUCAUCUUUAUUUCAUGAAGUAUGAACAAAUCAGUAGAGAUCCUAUUGUCACAGUCCAGCUUUGACACGACUGGGUCUGACGUAGGAGGUGCAGGAUCGGCAGAACAUAUGGAUGCAAGAACCUUCUUGAUAGUUCAGACAAGUUCUCUCUACUUUAUCCCCACUCCCACCCCCUGCUUAUACUCCUCAGCAAAAUCUCUCAAGCAGUAUAAAAAUUCCAGUGUGGUUAUAUUCUAUUUUUCUUUAAGUGAAUGAUUACAAUGAGUUCCCCAAUACCUUUAUGUAAUUAAAUGUUUUACAUAUAACAGGUGACAAAAAUAUUCCUAAGAACCCACAUACAUUCGUAUCUAAGCAACUUGUUAUAGAUUAAUAAAGAAAUCAAGUAAAACAUU